AUUACAGUCGAAUAAGGAACUGAAUCUGAACUAACUUCAUGUUUAUAAGUUGUGAACUGUUAAUAUAUCUAUUGUGUUUCUGACUAACUUUUAUUUGGCAUUUUAUAAAUUCAAGUAGUUGAAUCUACUAUUGAAUCAAAUUAUUUAUGUGGUUAAAACAAUAAUUAACAAUAUUGGGCGUUAUUUGUGUUAGUUCUCACAAUGUCAACCCCUGCACGAAGACGUCUAAUGAGAGACUUCAAACGACUUCAAGAAGAUCCCCCAACAGGAGUUAGUGGAGCACCAACAGAUAACAAUAUCAUGAUAUGGAAUGCAGUGAUAUUUGGCCCACAUGAUACCCCCUUCGAAGAUGGAACUUUUAAAUUAACUAUUGAAUUUACAGAAGAAUAUCCUAAUAAACCACCAACGGUUCGAUUUGUCAGUCAUAUGUUUCAUCCGAAUGUUUAUGCCGAUGGUGGUAUUUGUUUAGACAUUUUACAGAAUCGAUGGAGUCCCACAUAUGAUGUGUCAGCUAUAUUGACAUCUAUACAGUCUUUAUUGAGUGAUCCAAAUCCAAAUUCACCAGCGAACUCGAUGGCUGCACAGUUAUACAAAGAAAAUCGUAGAGAAUAUGAGAAACGAGUGAAGGCGUGUGUAGAACAAAGUUUUAUUGAUUAAACGUGGUGGUUCUAUUAA
This is a messenger RNA of Chrysoperla carnea, 675 nucleotides long. RefSeq names its product ubiquitin-conjugating enzyme E2-17 kDa (gene Ubc6). The coding region runs from base 202 to 657 and encodes 151 amino acids. The record is from RefSeq and is a predicted model, not a curated record. Gene Ontology annotation, molecular function: ubiquitin conjugating enzyme activity. Gene Ontology annotation, cellular component: HULC complex. NCBI's taxonomy places the organism in Eukaryota, Metazoa, Arthropoda, Insecta, Neuroptera, Chrysopidae. Gene Ontology annotation, biological process: protein polyubiquitination; proteasome-mediated ubiquitin-dependent protein catabolic process; DNA repair. The transcript is spliced from 3 exons.